UUUACCGUGUUUAAAGACCACGUAGGUAAGAGAACUGUUUGCAACGCUAGUCGGCAAUGGCACACGUCACUAGAGCUGUCUUCUUGCUUGCCAUUAUCAUACCCUGCACAGCGUACGAGAUGUACGCCCUCAAUGGAGGCCCUUGGGGAACUUGGACCGCCAAGAAAUCAUGCCCUGGGCUGAAAGUUAAAGGGUUUCAGUUGAGGGUAGAGGGCAGGCAAGGGCUAGGCGAUGAUUCAGCCUUGAAUGCGAUCGCUCUAAUCUGCGAGAAGCACGCACAUCUCUUUCCACAUGGAGGAAUCUGGGGCUCGUGGGGGUUGGCAGUGUUUUGUAGUGCCGACAGUUACGUUAUUGGGUUCCGCUUGAAGGUAGAGGGACAUCAGGGCAUCUUCGAUGAUUCGGCAGCUAACGAUCUAGAGUUGAAGUGUAGCGACGGUGCAGUACUCAGCUCCGGUAACGGUGGCCCAUGGGGGUCCUGGUCGGCGUGGAGACUGUGUAAUAAAGGUUACUUCGUCUGCGGUCUAAGAGUCAAAUUUCAGGAGAAUGUAAGAGGCGACGACGACACUGCAUUAAACAGUGUGGCCUUCGAAUGCUGUACCUAGAAAACGUGCCAUUGGCCAAGGGCUCUUUACCAAUUAAUGCGCGCUAACAAUAUCCUGAUGAUUGGAAUUCGAAUUCUUCGGUUUUAUCUUUAAUCUUGUCAAGUUGUUUUCUGUCACUAUUUAAUCAAGGUUAAGCAUUUGCAUCAAGAUAUAUAGGUAGAAAAGAUUAUUAUCAUCGCCUACUUUACCCCAACGUCAACAGGCCCGUAGCCAGGGGGG
Lingula anatina is the source of this 821-nucleotide messenger RNA. RefSeq names its product vitelline membrane outer layer protein 1 homolog. The record is from RefSeq and is a predicted model, not a curated record. NCBI's taxonomy places the organism in Eukaryota, Metazoa, Brachiopoda, Lingulata, Lingulida, Lingulidae.